AUGGAUCAGCUGGAUGAGCAAACGAACAGGGCCCUAAUCGAGUUUGCAGUAGGCAUAGUAAAGAAAGAAUCGGUUAUAAACGGGAAAAGCAUAGUGGCUGGAGAUGUUCUUAUUGGCCUCCCUUCUAGCGGUAGUCUUUUACUGAAAGAUGAGCUUCCAGGCGGAUCAUAUACUCUUGGUGAAGCUUUAAUGGCACACACUGUCAUUUACGUGAACCAGGUAUUUGGCUUUAUCAGCAAAGUAGGUAACUCGAGAAGCAGCUCGGAGUACUUGGAGAAGAUGAGAAUGGAGAUUAUGUUGUGUAUCGCAUUGGAGAGAUAA
Messenger RNA from Microthlaspi erraticum, 321 nucleotides. Lineage: Eukaryota; Viridiplantae; Streptophyta; Magnoliopsida; Brassicales; Brassicaceae. The record is from the annotation of a GenBank genome assembly.